Messenger RNA from Parastagonospora nodorum SN15, 2925 nucleotides. RefSeq lists its product as hypothetical. Gene Ontology annotation, cellular component: plasma membrane. NCBI's taxonomy places the organism in Eukaryota, Fungi, Ascomycota, Dothideomycetes, Pleosporales, Phaeosphaeriaceae. Bases 1 to 2925 code for a protein of 974 amino acids. Gene Ontology annotation, biological process: positive regulation of GTPase activity; Ras protein signal transduction. The transcript is spliced from 6 exons. Gene Ontology annotation, molecular function: guanyl-nucleotide exchange factor activity. The record is from RefSeq and is a predicted model, not a curated record.
AUGCCUGCCAGAGCAGCCCCGCGCUGCGUACGCCGCUUGAGAGAGCAGGCUGUCACACGCCCACUCGUAACCUCGACGUCGCACCCACCACCGUCUCAGACCACGGCGAGCAUCACGUCGACGCUCCCAUGCCUGCGACAGGAGGAGAGGCGCGCCGUGCACGCUGCAUCCGCGAAACGCUCGGAGAAGUCCAAAAGCGUCGAGUCGAUGCAGCCUCCGCCGCGCAGAGAAUCCGUGACGGGUUCGUCGAGUACCACCACCACCCGGCGCCCGGCCCUCAAGGGACGCGCCUACUCGACCCCGAUCGCCCCCAAGCUCAACGACAAGGGCGUGGUCGACGACAAUGCUUCGCUGUACUCCCAGGACGGCGAGGAGAUAGCCGACGACGCCUUCUUCCAUCCCGUCGAGAGCACCAAGGAAGAGGCCUCUGAGAGCGAGGUCGAUUCUUCUUCAGACACCGAGGGCCCGCUGUCGCCCACGCACAUCCACAACCGCCAGCCGUCGGCUCAGGCAGCCUCCGAGGCGUCUUCAGGUCGUCUCUCUAGAGCCGGACUCAGCGCUGACAUGAAUGUACAGGAGAGCAACAACGACGCGGCUCCAACCAUGCUGGACAUGAACAUCGCCGUUAUUGGCGCGCCCGGCACUGGCAAGACCACCUUCAUGCAAAAAGCCCUGGGCUUGGCCGACACAACACCACCGACCCAAUGCCACAGGAAAUGGACCAUCGACAACAUCCCCUACGUGGUGCGCUUCGUGGAGCUCAAGAUCGACGACAUUCACGUCAAGCCGGGCAACGUCAUUGAGUGGCCCAAGGCUGCCGACGACGCAGCACCACCACGCAUCGACGGCGCAAUCACCAUGUACGACGUGACAGUCAAGGAGAGUUUGGCCGGCGUGCCAGAAUUGAUGAGCAUACUGGCCAAGGCACACAUCCCCUUCGUUCUUGUCGCCUGCAAAUGCGACCAGCACCCCGCGCAUCGCGAAGUUGACCCCUCCGUGGUCGAACAAAAAGCAAAGACAUUUCUCGGGGACGUGCGUGUCUUUCAGAGCUCUGCGUCCUCUGCCGACACACAGCGAGAAUGUCUGACAUUCGUGACAAGGACCGUCAUUGCGGCAAAACGACCUGUUCGCUCCAUUCACAAAGACAUGUGGCGAAAACACGAACGCGCCAGCUCUGAGAUUUCGGUGCGGUACCGACCAGCAUCGACUGAAGGAAAAGGACAUCGCUAUAAGCCAAGUGACGCAAACAAGACAUUCUUCAACGCCGAUGAAUCGCCUGGAUACGACUCGCAAGAAUCCGAUGACCAAGAUUCUGAUACCGCACAGAGCAUCAUGUCCGUGAAGCCAUCCGACGAGACGGGAUACACUUUCGAUCAGCUGGUGGACCGAUUACUGGCCCAGCCAAUGUCGAAGAACGAUUCGAAAUUUGUCGCCAUAUUCCUAGCUCUCUACCGGAAGUUUGCGACCCCGGGACAGCUGCUGGAUGCAAUUCUGAAGCGAUUCGAUGCCCUUAGCAAGGACAAGAGUCUGCCUAUUAUGCGCGUUGUUGCACAUUUGCGUUAUCUUGCUGUUCUGGAGGAAUGGGUCUCCCACUAUCCUGGCGAUUUUGCAUAUCCCACGACACGCAGACUGAUUCGAAAGUUUGCAUCCGCUCUGGCGUCUAGUCGCGAGUAUGCGGUGGCGGCGAACGAGAUUAUCCACGACCUCGAGUGGGUCAUCCAGGAUGACGAUACAGAGUGGGCGUGCAACGAUCGACUGCGCGCGCAGAAUGACCAGAUACCAGUCUUCCACCACAGUGUGCUCGACGAGGAUUCCGACGAAGGAGAUUUCACCAAGUCGUUUGGCGAUCUGACGUUCUCCGGCGAUCGCACGUCUAUUGCUCGCGACAGUGUCCUAACUACCAGAACGAAGAAUACCAACUCCACCAUCGGGUCUCUAGGAUCAUCACAAGCACUUCUCACGCAAGUGGAGAAGAACGAACGACUGGCUCAGCAGCUGGAGCCGAACCCGAUCAAACCAUUAUCGAAGAUCCAAUGGCAUCAGCUUAUGAGCGAAUCGGAUGAAGCGAUUGCCAAGGAGCUGACCAGAAUCGACUGGAUCAUGUUCUCUUCCGUCCGUCCUCGAGAUCUGGUGCGACACGUCAGCCUGAACGCGGAGGAGAGAAAGAGGUGCAGAAAUCUGGAGAACGUGACACGCAUGACUGAGCACUUCAACCAUGUCUUUUACUUGGUCCAGAACUACAUUCUUCUCCGCGACAAACCGAAGCAUAGAGCUCUGAUGCUUGAGAAGUGGAUGAAGAUCGCCAGACAACUCCGCAAGUUGAACAAUUACAACUCCCUGACUGCGAUCAUUUCAGGAAUCAAGAGUGCCCCGGUCCAUCGCUUGUUGGCUACGCGAGAUCUGGUGCCGCAAGCAACGACGCAUGAUUUUCUGAAACUCGACAUUCUCAUGGGCUCUCAAAAGUCGCACUUUGCAUACCGCCUGGCGUGGGAUAACAGCUCAGGAGAACGCAUUCCUUAUAUUCCCCUCCAUCGCCGCGAUCUCGUGUCCGCAUCCGAAGGCAAUUCUACCAUCGUUGGAGACAAGAAGAAGACUGACUCAGCGUUGGCGCCACAUCCUGGUGUCAACGUGUUCGCUGCUGUACUAGGAAGAGACAGCAAAGAAGCCCCACCAGGUGGCGUUGUUGGCAAAGAAAGAAUCAACUGGAAGAAGUUCGAGAUCAUGGGAGAUGUGAUUGUUAGCGUACAACGCGCUCAGGGCACGCCAUACCCAAGCUGGCCAAAGUGCGAAGAAAUCCGGAACCUAGUCCUGGACGUCAAGAUUGCCAAGGACGAAGAUCCACUGUACGAGCGCAGCACGCAUCUUGGAAGCACCAGGUGCUGGGCGAGAAAGGAAGAUUCGCCAAAUGGAUUCCGAGAGCGUUAG